Messenger RNA from Trametes versicolor FP-101664 SS1, 2045 nucleotides. RefSeq names its product H+/nucleoside cotransporter. Gene Ontology annotation, molecular function: nucleoside transmembrane transporter activity; symporter activity. Gene Ontology annotation, biological process: nucleoside transmembrane transport. The record is from RefSeq and is a predicted model, not a curated record. Lineage: Eukaryota; Fungi; Basidiomycota; Agaricomycetes; Polyporales; Polyporaceae. Gene Ontology annotation, cellular component: membrane. The transcript has 11 exons. Bases 70 to 1815 code for a protein of 581 amino acids.
GCCCCGCCCGCCGCGCUCUCUCUUCGCUGAGACUUGCUUCCCCCCACUCUCUCUGGAAGCCAGGACGACAUGAGCACCCCCAUCACCCAGGAGCUGUUAGACAGCCAUGGCGUGGAGCGCAGGCACUCGCGCUCCAGCGGCAGCGACUCGCUCGCAAAGGUCGACCCCACCAACACGGAGGUGCGCGUAAACGACCCGGAGAAGGGCACGCACCACUCCGCCGCGCCCGAGGACGAGGAGGACGUCUCCGCACUCACUCGCCUCUACCGCCGCUUCCGUCCCUUCGUCCUCAUCGCCCUCGCCGCCGUCAUCCUCGGCUGGUGGGUGAGCUCGACCGUCCUCACGGCCACUCGGCAUCGAUGGAUCGUCCAGACCAUUUGGGCCUGGUUUUUCCUCGCCGUCAUCGCCUUCCGGUUUAUCCCCUCCACGGUUGUCUCGCGCCCCAUUGCUGCCGCAUGGGUUCCCUGCGUGCAGACGCCGUUCUUCAAGCUCCCGUACGCCGUCCGCCUGACCAUGGGAUGGCUCGCUCUCCUCGGCAUCAUCUUCGGCUCGGCCUUCGGGUUCCCGCUCACCGGUAACACCGGCUACGGUGAUCGCGCGAUCUCCGUCCUCGGCCUGUUCGUGUUCCAGUUCUUCUUCUGGGCCACCUCCAAGCACCGCAGCCACAUCCCUUGGCCCACCGUUAUCGUCGGCCUUUUUACGCAGCAGGCUAUCGCCAUGUUUGUCCUCAAGUCUGGCGCCGGUUUCUCGAUCUUCAAGUGGAUCGCGUUCCUCGCGGCAGACUUCCUUGAGCAAGCACUGGCUGGCGCGGAGUUCUUCUUCGAUGCAGAAACCAUCACCAAGCAUUGGUUCUUCGUAAACACGCUGUCCUCUAUCAUCUUCUUCAUCGCCUUCGUGCAGAUGAUGUACUACCUCGGCGUCAUGCAGUGGCUCAUCCAGGGCUUCGCGUGGUUCUUCUUCAAGAUCAUGAACGUCUCUGGUGCCGAGGCUGUCGUCGCAGCUGCCUCGCCGUUCAUCGGCCAGGGUGAAUCUGCAUGUCUCGUCAAGCCCUACGUUGACUACAUGACCGAGUCCGAGCUCCAUCUGACGAUGACCUCUGGUUUCUCCACCAUCGCCGGUUCCGUGCUCAGCGCCUACAUCGGUCUCGGUGUCCCGCCGCAGAACCUGGUCACCGCGUCAGUCAUGAGUAUCCCCGCGUCCAUUGCCAUCAGUAAGAUGCGCAUUCCCGAAAUGGACGAGCCCGUCACCCGUGGCCACGUUACCGUGGACCGCGGAGACGCAGACAAGAACAAGCCCGCCAACGCGCUGCACGCAUUCAGCAAGGGCGCGCUCUUCGGUCUCAUCGUCGCCGGCCAGAUCUUGACGAACGUGUUAACGGUCGUGUCACUCGUCGCAACGAUUAACGGGCUGCUCACCUGGAUCGGCCGUGGCUUCGGCUUCCACGCGCUCACCCUGCAGCUCAUCCUCCGCUACAUCUUCUACCCCGUCACCUUCUUCAUCGGCGUGCCCCGCAACGAGAUCCUGCGCGUCGCAGAGCUGCUCGCGACCAAGCUCGUCGCAAACGAGUUCGUCGGCUACCUGAACCUGCAGGCGAUCAUGGCGAGCGAGAACCCGCUGUCGGAGCGCGCGUACACGAUCGCGUCGUACGCGCUGUGCGGGUUCGCGAACCUGGGCUCGCUCGGCAUCCAGAUCGGCGUGCUGUCCGCGCUCGCGCCCUCGCGUGCGCGCAUCAUCGCGCGCAUCGCCGCGUCCGCGAUGGUCUGUGGCUUCAUCUCGACGCUGCAGGCUGCGGGCAUCGCGGGCAUGCUGGUAUAACCGGCCUCUGCCGCGAUCUCUCCUUUCUCCACCGGGGCUCUGUACGAUGUGGAAUUUGUAAUGCUGUGGGGAGGCGGGUGCUCGAUCGAGCACGUCGCGUGGCGUGGAUGUUGUGUUUAUUGCUAUGUUUGAGAUCUUGGGGACACAGUGGGUGGGAAAGUAACCUAUCACGUUUUGUAACUGCACAUGUACGUAGCACGUCAGAAUAUUAAUUAGGCACUGUACCCUCC